Messenger RNA from Malania oleifera, 3440 nucleotides. RefSeq names its product V-type proton ATPase subunit a1. Gene Ontology annotation, cellular component: vacuolar proton-transporting V-type ATPase, V0 domain; vacuolar proton-transporting V-type ATPase complex. NCBI's taxonomy places the organism in Eukaryota, Viridiplantae, Streptophyta, Magnoliopsida, Santalales, Ximeniaceae. The transcript is spliced from 17 exons. The coding region runs from base 299 to 2842 and encodes 847 amino acids. Gene Ontology annotation, biological process: proton transmembrane transport; vacuolar acidification. The record is from RefSeq and is a predicted model, not a curated record. Gene Ontology annotation, molecular function: ATPase binding; proton-transporting ATPase activity, rotational mechanism.
AUUAUUUUCUUUAAUUUUUUUUUCUUUUUCAGAAUUCUCCUCGGUAGCCUUUUCCUCACCCUUUCCAGCUUAGUAGAAAAAAUGGACGCGAAUUUCCCGAUUCCAAUGGCAGUUGCCAAGAAAAACUGAAACCAAGCCCAUCUUCACUCACAAUUCACACACCAUUACACCAAACCCGCACACACAGAGGAAGAGAGAGCGAGAGAGAGAGAAGACAGAGGGAGAGAGUGUGCGUCUCUGCGCGCGCGCGCGCUUAGAUCUGAAGCAUUGAUUCGUCGGUGCAAACGGUUGAUGGAAAAUGGAAUUCAUAGACAACUUGCCGGCGAUGGAUCUGAUGCGCUCCGAGAAGAUGACCUUCGUUCAACUUAUAAUCCCCGUCGAGUCCGCUCACCGAGCCAUCUCCUAUCUCGGCCAACUGGGUCUUCUCCAAUUCCGAGACUUAAAUGCUGAUAAAAGCCCAUUCCAGCGAACAUUUGUUAAUCAGGUAAAAAGAUGUGGAGAGAUGUCAAGAAAGUUACGAUUUUUCAAAGAUCAAAUCACUAAAGCUGGUCUACUAUCAUCUGCUCGCCCUGUGAUGGAACCAGAUGUUGAGUUGGAGGAACUAGAGAUACAACUUGCUGAGCAUGAGCAUGAACUCAUCGAAAUGAAUUCUAAUAGUGAGAAACUACGCCAGACGUAUAACGAGCUGCUAGAAUUCAAGAUGGUAUUGCAAAAGGCAGGUGACUUCCUUGUCUCGAGUAAGAGUCAUGCAGUUGCAGAAGAGAGAGAAUUAGAUGAAAAUGUGUACUCCAAAGAUGACUAUGUUGAAACAGCAUCCUUACUUGAACAGGAUAUACGGCCAGGACCAUCAAAUCAAUCUGGUUUGAGAUUUAUUAGUGGGAUUAUCUCUAAAUCCAAAAUCCUUAGAUUUGAGAGGAUGUUGUUCCGUGCUACAAGAGGCAACAUGCUUUUCAAUCAGGCACCGGCUGAUGAGCAAAUCGUGGACCCUGCAUCUUCUGAAAUGGUUGAGAAAACAGUGUUUGUAGUCUUCUUCUCGGGGGAGCAGGCAAAAACAAAAAUACUGAAAAUUUGUGAAGCAUUUGGUGCAAAUUGCUAUCCUGUUCCUGAAGAUAUAACUAAACAGAGGCAAAUAACUCGAGAAGUUCUGUCGCGUCUUUCUGAAUUAGAAGCGACCUUGGAUGCUGGGAUGCUUCACCGAAAUAAGGCCCUUUCUUCCAUUGGAAUUCACCUUACUAAAUGGAUGAACAUGGUAAGGAGGGAGAAAGCUGUUUAUGACGCGUUAAACAUGCUGAAUUUUGAUGUUACAAAAAAAUGUCUUGUUGGGGAGGGCUGGUGCCCAAUAUUUGGAAAACCUCAGAUUCAGGAGGCACUACAGCGUGCAACCUUUGAUAGCAAUUCACAAGUCGGUAUAAUAUUUCAUGUGAUGGAGGCUGUGGAAUCACCUCCAACAUAUUUCAGAACCAACCGCUUCACGAGUGCAGUUCAAGAAAUUGUUGAUGCAUAUGGUGUUGCUAAAUAUCAGGAAGCAAAUCCUGCAGUCUACACUGCCAUUACAUUUCCAUUUCUUUUUGCCGUCAUGUUUGGGGAUUGGGGUCAUGGAAUAUGUUUGUUGUUGGGAGCAUUAGUCCUUAUAGCUCGGGAAAGCAAACUUAGUUCUCAGAAACUUGGCAGCUUUAUGGAAAUGCUCUUUGGUGGGCGUUACAUACUCCUUUUGAUGUCACUUUUUUCAAUUUACUGUGGGUUAAUCUACAAUGAAUUCUUCUCCGUUCCUUAUCACAUAUUUGGUGGAUCUGCUUACAAAUGCCGCGAUAGUACAUGCAGUGAUGCAUAUACGGUUGGUUUAAUCAAGUACCAAGAUCCAUAUCCAUUUGGUGUCGAUCCCAGCUGGCGUGGAAGUCGCUCAGAGCUGCCUUUCUUGAACUCUCUCAAAAUGAAGAUGUCAAUUUUGUUGGGUGUGGCCCAGAUGAACUUGGGGAUUUUAUUAAGUUAUUUUAAUGCUCGUUUCUUUGGCAGUUCACUGGAUAUUAGGUACCAGUUUGUGCCACAGUUGAUCUUUCUUAACAGCCUUUUUGGGUAUCUUUCACUUCUCAUUGUUGUCAAGUGGUGCACUGGUUCUCAGGCUGACCUCUAUCAUGUGAUGAUUUACAUGUUUUUGAGUCCCACUGAGGAUCUUGGUGAGAAUCAGUUAUUUUGGGGCCAGAGACCACUUCAGGCAUGCUCUCUACUCUCGCUGACUGCACACACACCAAUCUUUUCCUUUCAAUGUUCUUAUAUGUUAAUUAAUGAUAGGAUCUUGCAGAUCUUGUUGUUGCUCUUGGCACUUGUUGCAGUUCCAUGGAUGCUUUUUCCAAAGCCUUUUAUUUUGAAAAAGCUCCACUCAGAGAGAUUUCAAGGUCGUUCAUAUGGCAUCCUUCGCAACACAGAGAUAGAUCUUGAUGCAGAACCUGAUUCUGCACGGCAGCAUCAUGAGGAAUUUAAUUUCAGUGAAGUCUUUGUGCAUCAAAUGAUACAUUCAAUUGAGUUCGUCCUUGGUGCAGUUUCAAACACAGCAUCAUACCUCCGGCUCUGGGCUUUAAGCUUGGCUCACUCAGAAUUGUCAACUGUUUUCUAUGAGAAAGUACUCCUCCUUGCCUGGGGGUAUGACAACAUUGUCAUUCGCUUGGUGGGGCUGGCUGUCUUUGCCUUUGCAACUGCCUUCAUUUUACUUAUGAUGGAAACGUUAAGUGCCUUUCUUCAUGCUUUGCGUCUCCAUUGGGUGGAAUUUCAGAAUAAGUUCUACCAUGGCGAUGGCUACAAGUUCAGACCUUUUUCAUUUGCUUCAUUAAUGGAUGACGAAGAUUAGUCCUCUCUUCUUUCCAUUUUAUUUUUGAUAUUAUGGCGGAAAACAAGUACAAAGGGAAGCAGAAACAUCAAGCAAAUAGAAUCAGCCCCGAAUGGAAUCCACAGAAACCCAUUUGGCGGGUAGACAGAUUUUGGGAAGUAUUGGCCUUAACACAGUGCAGCUCGAUUUAACCUCCAUACAUAAAAUUCUGGUUCAGAUUCUUUGUAUAUGUUGGCAUAAAGGGGUUUGGCUUGCAGAUGUGUAAGCUCCCGUGAUUUUGUUAUCUUCAUUUUCAGUUUUUCCCCAUGGAAGGUGGAAGACUCGUUUGUUGUAAAGAGGAGCUGGUAUUCUUUACACAAUGCCCUUUCUCCGGAUGUUGGUGCUUUGGAGAGGUGGAGUUACAUAAAAAUCUCAGACAUACGCGCAUGAUUUUGCAGGGUCUGGGCUCUCUCUUCCCCUCACAUCCACCCUCCUCUCCCCCCCCCCCCUCCCGACCCACCUAAAAGUAGGUUUGUAAAAGUUGAAUCACAUUUUUACAGAUUCCCAUUUUUGUAGGGUUUUAUCAUUGAAAGUUUCCAAAUGAGUUAAUUUAUCUGCUAGCAUUAAGCGGAAUGAUCAA